AUGGCUCAACAGCCCAUGACGCAGUUUUGGCCCAUCUUCGCAACCAAAUCCGACGGCCAGAGCAUCGUCAAUCAAAAAAACAAGCCCGUCAGAAAUGGGCCCACCGAAGAGCAGCUCGACAAGAAGCCCAACGAACAAGGCCAAUGCGACUUUUAUCGGCUCAUCGAAAAGGACGACCCCAAGCACAUUGAUUGGCGCAAGAAGCUGGGCGGCAUGUUGCUGCGCGAGAUUGGUGGCAAACAGCACGAAGACAAAUGGCAGCAAUGUAUCCUGUGGGAGCUUCCAGAAAACUAUGUCCUCUACGAACAUAUCAAGACCAAAGCGGACGGCCAAGUCAAGACGGUCAAGAACCACUCGGGCGGCGGGCACGACAGACAAGACGCCUAUCUGUACGGCUACCCGCGAGGGCCCAAGAAGCGCUUUCGCAGCCCCGUCGAGUUCUUCCCUCAUUUGCUGUGGCUGUGCACCGACGAGGAGAGCAAGACGGACAACUGCACGUGCAAAAUGUGCUCUCCCACGGGCGAUGUCGACAAGGCCGCCUUCAAGGUCGAGCCCGCCAGUCCAGCCUUUUCCGUCGUCAGUGUCAAGCGAGAAGCCACGCCCAAUGCUGCUGCUGCCGCUACUACUACUACUACCGCUGGUACCGUUGUCGGCCGCAAUCCAACUGUACAGGUGCCCGCCGCACGACGCCCAUCGACAGGCCUCUCUACACCCUCCACCCUACAGCAUGCCCAACAACAACAACAAUCACAAUCGCAGCAACAACCACAGCAACAGCCCCAACAACAACACCAACAGCAACCCCAGCAAAUAAGAGCACCACCACCCCUUCCGCAAUCCACCCCACUACCCCAACCUCGAUCCUACGAACAACAAACCGACCUGUCCUACCAUCGAUUCCUGUGCCGGACAGGAGAGGUGGUCUGGUUCUACCGUCCCAAGACAUCCGCGUGGGGCCUCGGACUCGUCAUUCGAAGAUGGGCGUUGAAGGACACACCCAACAAUCGCUCCUAUCUCAUCCAGCCCCUCUCACACCCAUACGAGUCCCCUGCCCAGGAGCUCGUGACAACCGAUGACCACGUUAAACCUUGGCUCGCCUGGUCGGCACCAAGUUGUACAUUCCCUUAUCUCCAACAAAACCCCCACCUCAGCUACGACCAAGUCGACUGGCGGGCUCUCGAGAGCGGUCAAUAUGGCGAGGGCAUUGCGUCGGUCGAUGCCUCCAUCAUGGCCGCCAAAGCCAUUGACAGCACAUAUACCCUUUUCGAGCGCAUCAAGACCUCGACCGAAGGCGGCCAGGAACUGCGACACUACAACGGCAUGUAUCUCGGCGCAGAGAAGAUCUGGUGUGGCGAGGCAGUCCGGCUGCGACUGGGUACCGGAAGCGACCUGAUCGUCAUAACCGACAUCAUCGAGCGCAUUUAUCCUCCAUCGAAACCCAAUACCCCACCUCCAACCUCGGUCAGCAUCGUCGGUGACAUCUACAGCUACGCCACCCUCGAAGUAACGGACCCCGCCAACCCGCCCAAGCCCCCACAACAAAACGUAAACCUCCCCACACGCAUGGCCUACGACAUGGCCUGGCGCAACCGCACACUCGUGCCCCUUACCCGCUCCAUGGCUUGGUGGAAGCUCAUCUUCGCCGGCUCACGCCUCGACAUCUCCGAGAUCAAGGGACGCUGGUACGAAACCAGUCUCCUCUUCCAAGAGCCUUUUACCAAGGCCGUCAAGAAUGGCGAAGGUGGCAAUGGCAUAUGGAUGAAUAGCCGCGGCGACGCUACGGGCCUAGGCAAGAAUGCAGGUAUCGUACGACCAGAUCGCGUCGCCGCCUUUGGGCAGAGCGUGCCCAAGGGUAUUGCUUUGAUUGAAGGCUUGGAUCCACCGAAUCAGCAGCUUCCUGCUCCACAACAGCAACAACAGCAGCAGCAACAACAACAACAAGAUCACGGGAUGGGCAUGAGUGCUGGCGGAGAUGCGCUCACCCUCGAUGAUCUGAUCAAUGUGGACCACCUAGGAGAUGAUACGGGCAUGCAAUUCGAUGGCGCUUAUUCAUUCUGA
Messenger RNA from Plenodomus lingam JN3, 2058 nucleotides. RefSeq lists its product as uncharacterized. The record is from RefSeq and is a predicted model, not a curated record. Gene Ontology annotation, cellular component: rDNA heterochromatin; SHREC complex; mating-type region heterochromatin. Gene Ontology annotation, biological process: silent mating-type cassette heterochromatin formation. NCBI's taxonomy places the organism in Eukaryota, Fungi, Ascomycota, Dothideomycetes, Pleosporales, Leptosphaeriaceae.